GCUCUGUCUGUCCACUCCCCAAUUGUUGAGGAAAACGAACCUCCUCCUUAUACUCUUUCAUUUUAUAUUAGUUAUAUACAGUAAAUAUAUAUGUGUGUAGGUGUAUAUAUAGAUAGCAUAUGGUGACGAACAGUUGAUCCCCUAGCCUAGGUAAUACAGUAGAAGUAAGAUAAGAAGAAGCAAAAGUAUAAUAAAUGUAUAAUGAUUAUAAGAGAAAGAGGAGGAGGAUUAGAUUUAGAUUUAGAUUUAGAAUUAGAUGGAAGGUUGUGAUUGUUGUUAGCCUCAUGUUUCUAGUUACUGCCACACUUGUACGGAUUCAGCUUUACAACACCCCUACCAGCCAGCAGCAGCAGCCAGCAGCGAUCGCGUUGUUGUUUCUCGUUCGUCAAGAUCUCCCCCUUGAUUUCCUCUGGCAUUCCUUCCUCCAGAAUGCUGAUGCAGCCCAUUAUACGAUUUAUCUUCAUUCAGAACCUGGCUUUGUCUUUGAUGACACCACUACUAGAUCCACCUUCUUUUAUCAUCGGCAGUUGACCAACUCCAUUAAGGUAGGCUGGGGCGAAUCAAGUAUGAUUGAAGCUGAGCGAUUGCUUCUCCGAGCAGCUCUUCUAAAUCCACUAAACCAGAGGUUUGUUCUAUUAUCAGACAGUUGUGUUCCUCUCUACAACUUUACUUAUAUUUAUAACUAUUUGAUGGGCUCUCCCAGAAGUUUUGUUGACAGUUUUCUUGAUAAGAAAGAAGGUCGCUACAAUCCCAGGAUGUCUUCUCUUAUACCAAUGAGAAAAUGGCGAAAAGGCUCACAGUGGACUGCAUUAGUUCGAAGCCAUGCAAAAGUUGUGGCAUUUGAUGGCGUUGUAUUUCCAGUUUUCAAGAGGUUAUGUAAGAGACGUCCACCAUUAGAUGUCAGUAAAGGAAAGCAGAAUCUUAAACUUCAAAAGCAGCAUAACUGCAUCCCGGAUGAGCAUUAUGUGCAGACUUUACUUGCGAUGAAUGAUCUGGAGGGAGAGCUUGAAAGACGAACGGUGACAUACACUUCAUGGAUCCAGUCAACCACCAACAUGGAAACGAAAAGCUGGCAUCCUUUAACCUAUAACUAUGCAAGUUCCAACCCUCAACAAAUCAAAAGAAUCAAGGAUAUAGAUCAUGUGUAUUAUGAGACUGAACACCGAACAGAGUGGUGCCACAGUAAUGCAGUAUUAGUCCCUUGUUUUUUGUUUGCUCGUAAGUUCUCUAGAGAUGGAGCCAUGCGGCUUUUGAGCCAAGGAGUGUCAGGGAACUUUGACACAUCAGCGUUGCUACAUAAAUCUUCAUGAGUUUGAUUGAUUGUAUGACCUGACAGUUUAUAUUGGUCACUAACAAAUAUUCAGUUGGAUAGGUAGUUCUCAUCAUAUAUAAUUAUAUACACAUACAUACACAGUAACAGCUGAAAAAAAGUUAUAGUUAGAAUGGAUGCAUAGUUCCUUUACCCUUCCGGGUCGGGUUCUCUGGGGCCUCUGGGCUCAUGUGUAUUGGCAAUAGGCCAUGGUACUGUUGAUGUUGUAAAAACUUGUUGCUUUGAAUAACACGUACUUGUCAAGCUGUCAUUAUGAA
Erigeron canadensis is the source of this 1587-nucleotide messenger RNA. RefSeq names its product glycosyltransferase BC10. The coding region runs from base 195 to 1310 and encodes 371 amino acids. Gene Ontology annotation, cellular component: membrane. The record is from RefSeq and is a predicted model, not a curated record. Lineage: Eukaryota; Viridiplantae; Streptophyta; Magnoliopsida; Asterales; Asteraceae. The transcript has 10 exons. Gene Ontology annotation, molecular function: glycosyltransferase activity.